Molecule: messenger RNA, 1691 nt
Organism: Rhodotorula graminis WP1
Lineage: Eukaryota; Fungi; Basidiomycota; Microbotryomycetes; Sporidiobolales; Sporidiobolaceae
Exons: 5
Coding region: 20-1633 (537 amino acids)
Biological process (GO): rRNA processing
Cellular component (GO): small-subunit processome; Pwp2p-containing subcomplex of 90S preribosome
Molecular function (GO): protein binding
Source: RefSeq, a predicted model, not a curated record
GGAGACCGGGCUUGAGCGCAUGCAGGACGACAAUCUCUUCUUCGUCGACGUUCCGCCCACGGCCAGCACCUCUGCCGCACGCGACCUCCCGGGCUCGGGCUCGUCCGCCGCCGGCGACUCGGACUCGAACGACGACGCCGCCGCCGUCGCGCCCAAGCCGAAAGCGCUCGUGACGCGCAACCUGCGCCAGGCGGCGUGGCACGACCCGGCCGACGAGACGCUCCAGAUCAGCCUCCAGGGGCAGAAGCGCCUGCGCAAGCUGCGCGACUCGGCCGCCGAGGACGUCGUCAGCGGGCUCGAGUACGAGAGUCGGUUGCGGAGGCAGUUCGAGAAGCUGCACCCGCCACCGCAAUGGGCUGUCGACGCUCGGCGCAAGAUCCUCCGCCGCCGGGCCGCCGCAGCGCAGCACGGCGGCAACGCGGCGCUCGCGCUCGACUCGGACGUGUCGGACGCGUCGGACGAGGACGGCAUGGGCGAGGGCAGCGCCGACGAGCGCGACGAGGCCGACGAGCUGUUCAGCCGGGCCGUCAUCGGCGGCAAGGGCGGGAGGAAGGUCAAGGGCGGCAAGCUCGAGCCGGGCGAGAUCGACAUUGACCGGGUUCGCGACGCCAACCAGCACGAGCAGGGCUCGGGCCCCGUCGUCGAAAUCGGCUUCCACCCUCGCGCCCAGGUCCUCUUCUCGACCACGUCGGAUCGCCGCCUGCGCCUGUUCCAGGUCGACGGCACCGACAACCCGCUCCUUCAGACGCUCCACGUUCCCGAGCUCCCCAUCACCUCGGCCGCGUUCCACCCCUCGGGCUCGUCCAUCCUCCUCACCGGUUCGCGCCCCUUCUUCCUGUCGUACGACCUCCAGACGGGCCAGACGCUGCGCUCGCCGCGCGGCCUCCUUAACGCCGGCCUCGGCGGGUCCGACAAGGCCUCGACCGGCGGCGCCGGCGGCCUCGAGCGGUUCCGGUUCUCGCCCGGCGCCGGCGACGUGCUCGCGCUCGCCGGCCGGCGCGGUUACGUGCACCUCGUCGACUGGGGGUCGAGCGGCGUGUCGCGCGGCGGCCAGGUCCUCGGCGAGGUCAAGAUGAACGGCGCCGUCAAGGCGCUCGCGUGGCAGCGCGACGGCCGAGAGCUCCUCACGCUCGGCGACGACAGCGAGGUGUACGUGUGGGACGUCGGGACGCGCAAGUGCGUCGACCGGUGGAGGGACGACGGCGGGUUUGGCGCCCAGGCGCUCGAGACGAGCCGCGACGGCAAGUGGACGGCCGUUGGCAGCUCGACCGGCAUCGUCAACGUGUACGACGACGCGAGUCGGACGGCGACGAGCGAGCAGGGCGGCGAGCGCAAGGCGCGCAAGGCCGUCGAGAACCUCGUCACCGGCAUCUCGACCAUGCGGUUCAACCACGACUCGCAGCUGUUGGCGCUCGCGAGCAAGACCAACAAGGACCAGCUCAAGCUUGUCCACCUCCCGACGUGCUCAGUCUACCAGAACUGGCCCACGCAGCAGACGCCGCUGCACCACGUCACGUGCGUCGACUUCAGCAAGGGCAGCGAGUGGCUCGCCGUCGGCAACCAGCGCGGCAAGGUGCUCCUGUACGAGGUCAAGCAGUUUGCGAGGGGGACGAGGGGGAGGGUCAAGCGGUAGUCGGCGAGGGCGAGCGAGGGACGGUGCUGCAGUGCGACGGACGUUGCAUUGCGCUUCG